Molecule: messenger RNA, 255 nt
Organism: Guyanagaster necrorhizus
Lineage: Eukaryota; Fungi; Basidiomycota; Agaricomycetes; Agaricales; Physalacriaceae
Exons: 1
Source: RefSeq, a predicted model, not a curated record
AAGAUAAAGCUAUGCCAUCAUGAUCCUGUUAGUUUAUUCCAACCAAUCUCUAUUUUAACAUGUUCAUUUGAAGUAGUCUCUAUGAAUUUUAUAUCUGAACUUCUGAAAUUAUCAGAAUAUAAUAAAAUUCUUAUUAUAAUUGAUAAACUCACAAAAUUUAGCAUAUUCAUUCUAUAUAGUAUGAAAAUCACUGAAAUCAAGACAGCUGAGCUGUUUUUUCACUAUAUCAUAUUCAAGUUUGAGAUUCCAGCAUAA